This is a messenger RNA of Suillus plorans, 941 nucleotides long. RefSeq lists its product as uncharacterized. The transcript has 2 exons. Gene Ontology annotation, molecular function: structural constituent of ribosome. Gene Ontology annotation, cellular component: large ribosomal subunit; mitochondrion. The record is from RefSeq and is a predicted model, not a curated record. Gene Ontology annotation, biological process: translation. NCBI's taxonomy places the organism in Eukaryota, Fungi, Basidiomycota, Agaricomycetes, Boletales, Suillaceae. Bases 287 to 676 code for a protein of 129 amino acids.
UGGACUCUGAUGGAAAGUGACAUACAGUGGAGGUGGCCCCAUGCCAGUCGAGAGUUCGCCGAUUCCAUCAGUAAUCUCGGAUUUUUCAUCAUCGUCCUCGUAGCUUGGUGGUAGCUGUGGUAACUUUGCUAUUCGGGCACUAAUUGCAGAGCGAUAUAGUGAGCUCAUCUCGACAAUCGUGAAUCAGGAGUUCCAACGCGUCCCAAUUUGGACCCAUUCAACACUUGAUUAGUAAGCGAACAUCCAAAUUGUCCUUUGCCGCAUCGACUGAAACUUUGCAAGGACUAUGGCGUCGCUGUUCCGCAUAACAUCGAACAACAUAUUCAGGCCUUCGUCACGGUCAUUCGCGACGGCGGUACAAAAAAAAGUAGCGUCUAAAUCAGAACAAAACACCCACUUCAAAAUCACUCUCCGCCGCUCUGCAAUUGCACUAGGCGAACGGAAGAAGGAAACCUUGGUAGCGCUCGGGCUGCAUAGACGCAUGCAAACCGUGUAUCAAGUUCACAGUCCAGAAGCUGCAGGAAAAAUUCUCAAAGUGAAGGAAUUAGUCGAGGUUGAGAAUGUACCAGCAAAGGCUGUACGCUCUCAGUCAGAGCAGAGGAAGGAGAGGAAGGCAUCUAGAGGGUACCAGGUACAGGGCACAAAACUGGGAGAGCUUGCAUGGGAAACUUCAUGACCAGGCCACAUAAUUCCAUUGACCAGAGUCCUUUCUCAUCCUCUUGUUUAUUAUUGGUUUUUCCUUAGUUAUAUGCCUCUAUUGUUAUUUGAAGAUUCGAUAACCUUUUCAGGUGGUGUCUGCUUUCGCUCUCUGCCAUCAUGUUGUCUUUCAUCGGAACAAUAAAAUUCAUGGUGCGGUGUUUAUCUUUCGAAGCAGAUGCCUCGUGGCUCCACCGUAAGUCACAAUCAUUUCUGUUACUUGUUGUCUGUGCCUUAUCCACACC